Messenger RNA from Gavialis gangeticus (Gharial), 2318 nucleotides. RefSeq names its product transmembrane protein 65 (gene TMEM65). Gene Ontology annotation, cellular component: mitochondrion. The record is from RefSeq and is a predicted model, not a curated record. The transcript has 8 exons. Lineage: Eukaryota; Metazoa; Chordata; Crocodylia; Gavialidae. Bases 57 to 587 code for a protein of 176 amino acids. Gene Ontology annotation, biological process: cardiac ventricle development; regulation of cardiac conduction.
CCCUCCUGCCGUGGGCGCCGGGCCGGGCGCUGGGCACCCACCCCAAGAAGGAGCCGAUGGAGGCGCUGAACACGGCGCAGGGCGCGCGGGACUUCAUCUACAGCCUGCACGCCAGCGAGCGCAGCUGCCUGCUCCGCGAGCUGCACCGCUUCGAGUCCAUCGCCAUCGCGCAGGAGAAGUUGGAAGUUGCACCACCAUCUACAGGACAGCUGAAGCACGUGUUCUUCCACAAUGCAUUACCUUUUGUGGGGUUUGGAUUUUUGGAUAAUGCAAUUAUGAUUGCUGCGGGAACCCAAAUAGAACUAUCUAUUGGAGUUGUCCUAGGAAUUUCGACUAUGGCAGCUGCUGCUUUGGGAAAUCUUGUUUCAGAUUUAGCUGGACUGGGUCUUGCAGGUUAUGUUGAAGCUUUAGCUUCGAGGUUGGGCCUAUCAAUUCCUGAUCUAACACCCAAACAAGCUGAUAUGUGGCAAACACGGGUCAGCGCACACUUGGGUAAAGCUAUUGGAGUAACCAUUGGCUGCCUUUUAGGAAUGUUUCCUUUGUUUUUCUUUGGAGACGAAGAAGAAAAACUGGAAGAGAAAAAAUAACCUUUUUACAAAACAUAUAAAAAUGUAAACUAAUGUACCUCAAUUACUCAAUUAUGCUGUCUAUAUUUAGGAAUUACCAGACAGUAAAAAAUGUAUAGACUUGGGAACAAAACAUUCAGCAUGUAGUUUUAUGGAAACACUAAUUUAUUGUGGCUUUGUCUUACUCGGUACAUCUUUUAUAAGAUACCAUUUUGCUUUUUUAUUUAACGUAAAUCCUGAAGUGUUUUCAUUUAUAAUGGCAACUGACGUUUACCACUUUCCCUCUUGCCUUCCUUCUUUAAUGGAUGGGGUUAUUACCUUAACCGCUUGCCAUGGAUGUACUGUAACUUUUUGGUUUUGCUUAUUUGUUGCCUAACAUUUUAAAGUGCAUGUCAGAAAAGAUCCUCAGUAUUCAUCAGGUCCUUUGUUCCAGACUAUCAGUGAAGCCAGUUGGUGGGUGAUUUGGGAUGUAGACUUUGUGGCCUUGUUGUGCGUGGUUUGUUCUCUGAGCCACCAGUUAGCAGUGCCUCGGGAUGGAUGUAUUUGUCAUCCAGUGGUUGGUUUGCUUCAAAACUCUAGCCUAUUUGCCUCUUCCACUCUAAUGCUCAGCAAGGUAAGUGUUUCCAGCCAGCCUCCUUACCAUGUCCAUUCUUCCAAGUUUUCUCACUGUCACCCACCUCUUUUUUUUUUCUGCAGUAAUAUUUUGAGAAUCAAGAUUAAUGUUUGGUUUUUAUCCUGUGUUUACUCACCAACCCAACCAAAUGAUUUAGUGUAUGCUUCCAAUAAACUUACUUUCCUCCCUUCCUGAAUUUUAACUGGACCUUUUAAGAAUUCAGACCAGUCCCUCAUGGAGUAAUUAUGUAUGGUUGAGUCAAAAUAAUAACACCUUAUUCUCUACAGAGUGAUAGAUAACAUGAGAGGAGUCAAUGGAUGUUAGACAAAGAAGGGAAGUUUUUUAAGGUGAAAUUUGGCUUGAGUGUGAGUGUCUGAAAGUAGUAUAUCUGAUAGUUGAACUGAAAUCCUUAAAAAAAAAAAAUAAUAAUAAUAAAAAAAAUCCUCCCAGCCUGGAUUAGAGGAUCUGAUUUGCAGAAUAUAACCUACAGUUAACAUUAGAUUUUUUUUUUUUGGAUUGCUGUGAAGGCAUCUAGUGAAGAAAAGAUGGAUCCUGGGGCCUUUUUUUGCCUUAUCACUUUUGCAGUCUUAUUCAGAGCGUAUUAUUCCAAAUGGAUCUAAUUUCUUUGUGAUCAUGUACAAUCUUUUUAUGUGAUCAUUUGUGAUUUUUCUGUUGCAACUACCAUGUUGAGUAGUUAUAAUGUUAAAGUGUCUUACCUAUUGGUACAAUAGUAAUGGAUUAAUAUUCAUUGCUUACAAAGGAGAUACUAUUUUCCCUCUGAGUGCAAAAUAGGAAAAGAUACCAGAAGCCAGAUGGGCGGGGGGAGGGCACUUUAGCAGCUCUGCAUUCUUUCACUGAUCUGUUGCACAAUGUGUUUCUAAACUAGUGAAAGAAAUUAAAAUGUUACCUGAAUUACCACAUGAACAAAUACUUUAUUUGGUGUAGUAAAAACAUUACUACAAAACCCCAGUUUGCUUUAAAUUGCUGAUCCAGCAGCUCAUGUCUUCAGUCAUAAAUCUGAUACCUUUUGACCGUCCAAAAGCUCCAGAACACCAGUACCACCUCUUAUUUAUAAUGGAUAAAAGAACAAAGAACCACCAUUACUUAAGAUAUGAGAUGAUACUGCUAAUGUCAUACCU